Molecule: messenger RNA, 536 nt
Organism: Colius striatus (speckled mousebird)
Lineage: Eukaryota; Metazoa; Chordata; Aves; Coliiformes; Coliidae
Product: rho GTPase-activating protein 9-like
Exons: 4
Coding region: 84-536 (150 amino acids)
Molecular function (GO): protein binding
Source: RefSeq, a predicted model, not a curated record
GCGGCCGCCGGCGGCCCCGACUCGCCGCCCCGGCAGGAUCAGAUGGCAGCAGCUGUGCCACAGCCCCCCUGAGCCCGCUGAGGAUGCUGCCUGGGCGCUGGCGGCUGCAGGGGCGGCUCUGGCAGCGGGCACAGCCGCCCGUCCUGCUCCGUGCCCUCUACGACUACACCUACCGUGCCCAGGACGGGCGGCUGGUGGCCAUGGCAGCUGGGGAGAGCUUCCUCCUGCUCCACAAAGCCACUGAGGACUGGUGGCAGGUCAGGAGGGUGGCAGAGCCACGCUGGGCAAGGCCUUUCUUCGUCCCUGCCACCUACGUGGCCGAGCUGGGCGCUGGCGAUGCCGAGAGCUUGGUGCCCCAGAAGCCACCCACGGGCACUGGGCUGCCACUGCAGUACCACUCCCUGGAGGACUUGGGGACCCCCCCCCAGGAGGUCGGGCUGAGCCCCCCACACCCCCUCAGCAGUGCCCAGCUGGCAGAGGGGGCUUUGCCCCCCUCCUCCUGCCCCCUGCCACAGGCCCCUGGGCCGCGCCUGUAA